AUGAUGCCCACGUUCCUCUAUUCAAAAACCGUGCGCAGUCCCGGAAGACGAGGAGAAACGUGUACAAUAUCUUGGCCAAGUAACCAGCUAAUACCUGGCAAUAAAGCUUUCGUCUGGUACUGUUUUUUUCUGUCGUACACUAUACCGAUGUCUUUGAUAUCUUUCUUCUAUCUUAUGUUAAAAUCAAAUUUUUGGCAAGUUUCCAAAGAGCUUGAAGAAUAUCUAUCUAUCUAUCUAUCUAUCUAUCUAUCUAUCUAUCUAUCUAUCUAUCUAUCUAUGGAUGGAUCGAUCGCUAAAGCAAUCAAAUCGUUUAUCUAUGAUGAGGCAAAACAACAGUUUAUCUAUCGAAUAAGUUCAAAUCCUUUAUCUAUGACAAAGCAAUCUCUGUCGUUUUUCUAUGAUGAAGCAAACCAAUCCUUUAUCUAUGAUAAAGCAAUAUUUUUCCUACGACGAACAAACCAAUCGUAUAUGUAUGUGAAAGUUAUGCAAAUUGUUUGA
Acanthosepion pharaonis is the source of this 498-nucleotide messenger RNA. The record is from the annotation of a GenBank genome assembly. Lineage: Eukaryota; Metazoa; Mollusca; Cephalopoda; Sepiida; Sepiidae.